GGAUCACUGAUAGCGAGGGACAAAAUGUAAUUAUGGGAGGGUUGUAUCAUUAUUAUGAGGCAAUCCAGUCCCCCUCAAUUAGAUAUUUUGGAUGAGGUACCACAGUUUCAUCAAAGCUACCUGCAUUCCCCUCAUUGCUCAGGUAGUUUGUACCUGAAGCAUGAUGUACCCACAAUCCUGAAAAACCAAUAAGAACACACUAAUGGUAUGUCAUAAUGGAAUAAAAACACCCCUAAACUCCUUAACAUGAAUGUAUGUUGUCGAGUCAUAGGUCAGUCUGAGUCCCUGAUGCCCCUUUAACAGCACAGGUCCUGUAUUAUCUUACCACCAGUGAGGAUGUGUAGCUGAAAAGCGCUGACUCACUUAAGAGUGCUCUGUUGCUAUGGAAACCCCCUCCCUUUCCUUCACACAUGCACUCCCAUUUUGAGUGAUAAUCCAUAGCAAGACAGGGGAUGUAGCCUAUUUCAGAGAGUGCUGAUCUAAGGCCUUUGUUGUCGGACCUCUAAUUAUUGAGGGUAAGCUCAGAGAGGUGCGAGAAGAUUUAAAAGACUUAGUGCAAUUAAUCUGUAUUGAUGGCAUGUUACACACAGAACAGCAAAUACAUCUAGACCAAUUAUAUAAAAAUGUCCAUACUUGGUAAUAGUAAUCAUGGUAAUAUUAGCAAACAAUUACCGAGAACAACAGAUGUGUAGACGUUACCACAUUAAAAGUAGACCCUAUUUAACAAACACAGAAAGGGUGAGCUUGACCAGUGUUGUCAAGUGUCAGGUUGUGUUCUGUCACAUACAAAAGAAGUGCUAGACACAGCCUUAUCUUUUCAGCUGCAUUAUACAAACCUUUUAUACAAUGUGUGUGAUUCAUCUGAUAUGUCUGACUUUUAGGGUUUUGAAGAUCAUCCAGCUAAGGACUUCGUCAUCCACAAAAAAAAAACUUCAGCAGGCUUUGAAGAGGAAGCACUCACUGAAGUUUUUGAGGAAGAUUCCAGAAGACACCUGCCUCAUUGUUCACCAAAUGACUACAUCAGCACAGAGCUAGAAUCAUACAUUAACAUACACUUCUUCUCCAUUUCUCUUUCUCAAACACGUAUGUAUCAACACAGGCAACAAUCAAUUUUCCAAUACACUUAACACAUCACGCAGGCCGCAAAUGAGGAACACAUCAUUGGACCAUUCCUCUUGACUCCAGCUUCUCUUGCAAGGUUUAUCUAUCAUUCACUAGAUUGGCCAUGGAGGUCUGUCCAGUUCCUCAGAUAAAGGUGGACAGCGCCAGUGACCAGGUCCAGGAAGAGGAGGUCAAGGAAGUUGAGCACCAGGAGGAGGUGUGUUCCACCUCAGAUGACCACCUGGGGACCUUGAAGGCCUUGACGGAGAAACUGAGGCUGGAGACCCGGAGGCCGUCCUACCUGGAGUGGAAAGCCCGGUUAGAGGCUCAGAGCACCAAACGCUCAGUUGUUCCACAGGAGCAGCUUGGACCGGACCUGGAGGAGUCCACGAGGCAGGACAAGCCCAAAGAGAAGGACCUGAACUCGGGUCAGACAGAGCACAGUCUCCCCUCCGGACCGCUGAAGGGGUUCGAAAACAUUGAUGAGGCGAUUAUCUGGCUGAGGAAAGAGCUGAUAGAGAUGCGUCUACAGGACCAGCAGUUGGCCAGGCAACUCAUGCGUCUCCGCAGCGACAUCAACAAGCUGAAGAUCGAGCAGACAUGCCACUUGCACCGCCGCAUGCUCAACGAUGCCACCUUUGGCCUGGAGGAGCGUGAUGAGUUGUCUGAUCUUCUGUGCGACUGUCCCGUCACGCCGGGCUUUGGUCUUUCUGCACCGCUGCGCCUCAUCGGUGUCACCAAGAUGAACAUCAACUCCCGCCGGUUCUCUCUCUGCUAACUAUCAUUAGCUUUGCUAGCAUUAGCCUUAGUCUCAAACGACUCUUUGAAGGCUUUUCUUGACCUGAAAGUGAACUCGGGUGCUAGAACCUAUAUGGACAUUUGUACUUUAGCACAUCUUUGGUUCAGUCUUUGCCUGCUUAUGCUGGGGUGUCUGAUAUUUGGUGUGGUGAUGGCCCCACAAACUCAUCCUCUGUAGCCAAUCCUGAUUUUGCUAGCAUCUUAAUGAUUGUAGAUAUAUUUCUGAAAAAAACGAAUGGGUUUGUACAAUUAUGCCUUAAUAUUGUUUCAUACAACAUAUUCACAAUCAUAAUCAUCAGCUUAAUAUUGAUUUAGAAUUCAAUUGAAAUUAAAAGUAUUAUGGUAAAAUUAUAUUAAAUCUUUAUAUCCACAUAUUUUACUUUG
Messenger RNA from Osmerus eperlanus (European smelt), 2283 nucleotides. It is a transcript of the gene fam167ab, whose product is annotated as family with sequence similarity 167 member Ab. NCBI's taxonomy places the organism in Eukaryota, Metazoa, Chordata, Actinopteri, Osmeriformes, Osmeridae. The record is from RefSeq and is a predicted model, not a curated record. The coding region runs from base 1226 to 1879 and encodes 217 amino acids. The transcript has 3 exons.